This is a messenger RNA of Ochotona princeps (American pika), 2293 nucleotides long. RefSeq names its product bone morphogenetic protein 10 (gene BMP10). Gene Ontology annotation, molecular function: cytokine activity; growth factor activity. Gene Ontology annotation, cellular component: extracellular region. Gene Ontology annotation, biological process: SMAD protein signal transduction; BMP signaling pathway. The coding region runs from base 149 to 1417 and encodes 422 amino acids. NCBI's taxonomy places the organism in Eukaryota, Metazoa, Chordata, Mammalia, Lagomorpha, Ochotonidae. The transcript is spliced from 2 exons. The record is from RefSeq and is a predicted model, not a curated record.
CGUGGUAGGGGGAGGGAGGGAGUGGGGGAAGAGUUUCCAAACUUGUCUCCAGUGACACGAGACAUUUACGCUCUGCAAGAUAAAACUGCCACUUACAGCCCAGGAGAGCUAAACCGUCCUGUGUUCGCCUAGAGGCUUGAGCGGAGUCAUGGAUUCUCUGGGGCUGGGGCUGUAUGCCGUCUUCUGCCUAGUAGCUCACUCUGUUUCUGGCAGUCCCAUCAUGGGCCUUGAGCAAUCGGCUCUGGAAGAGGACAUGCCUCUCUUCGACGAUGUCUUCUCAGAGCAAGAUGGAGUUGACUUUAACACACUGCUCCAGAGCAUGAAGGAUGAGUUUCUUAAGACAUUGAACUUGUCCGACAUCCCAACACAGGAUUCAGCCAAGGUGGACCCACCAGAGUACAUGCUGGAACUCUACAACAAGUUUGCUACAGAUCGGACCUCUAUGCCUUCGGCCAACAUCAUCAGGAGUUUCAAGAAUGAAGAUAUGUUUUCCCAACCAGCUAGUUUUCACGGACUCCGAAAAUACCCUCUUCUCUUCAAUGUGUCCAUCCCUCACCAUGAGGAAGUCAUCAUGGCUGAACUCAGAUUGUACACACUGGUGCAAAGAGAUCGGCUAAUAUAUGAGGGAGUGGACCGCAAAAUUACCAUCUUUGAAGUUCUAGAGGAUGAAGGAGACAACAAUGGUGAAAGAAGCCUGUUGGUCUUAGUGUCAGGGGAAAUCUAUGGAGUCAACAGUGAGUGGGAGACUUUUGAUGUCACAGAUGCCAUUCGACGUUGGCAAAAGUCUGGCUCAUCCACACACCAGUUGGAGGUCCACAUUGAGAGUAGGCACAACGAAGCUGAGGACAUCAAUAGGGGACAGCUGGAAAUAGACACCAGUGCCCAGAAUAAGCAUGAUCCUUUGCUUGUUGUGUUUUCUGAUGACCAAAGCAGUGACAAGGAGCAGAAGGAAGAAUUGAAUGAAAUGAUUGCUCAUGAGCAACUUCCAGAGCUGGACAACUUGGAUGGCUACUCCAGGGGACCUGGUGAAGAGGCGUUGCUGCAGAUGAGGUCAAACAUCAUCUAUGACUCCACUGCUCGAAUUCGCAGGAAUGCCAAAGGCAACUACUGCAAGAGGACCCCGCUCUACAUUGACUUCAAAGAGAUUGGAUGGGACUCUUGGAUCAUUGCUCCGCCUGGGUAUGAAGCCUAUGAAUGUCGUGGUGUUUGCAAUUACCCCUUGGCAGAGCAUCUCACACCCACCAAGCAUGCAAUUAUCCAGGCCUUGGUCCACCUCAAGAACUCCCAGAAGGCUUCCAAAGCUUGCUGUGUGCCCACAAAACUCGAGCCCAUCUCCAUCCUCUAUUUGGACAAAGGUGUAGUCACCUAUAAGUUCAAAUAUGAAGGCAUGGCUGUCUCUGAAUGUGGCUGUAGAUAGAAGAAGAGGGUUGUGGCAUAUUUAAUUAAUGUACAUGUGUAUAUUUUGUGUUCUAUUUAAUGAGACUAUUUAAUGAGGCUGUACAGAUGACAGGGCUUGCUGCCUUAGAAAGUGGACAGGUAGAUUUGUUGUAGGAAACAUGUAUUUUGUGUUACAGUGUAGUCCUCUCUAAUCUGUUUUUGUUCGGACUAGCCAUUUCCUGGCAAUGCCCUGGCUAAUGACAAAUGUCCACACUACUUAUCCUCCACAUAAACUUGGAAAUAGCGACCCCUGAGCAAAAUUCAGGGUCAAAUAAUACAUUUUUAUGUGUGAAUCUUAGCAUAGCCAUGAAUUCAUGAGCAUCUUUUGGUUUCAUAGAGGCAGGAUACACUCAUAUUUAUGACUCCACUGAUGUGUAUAUAUUAAAGGUCAAUGGAAUUUUCUCAGUCAUCUCUUCUCUGGGUACGAUUUGUGUUAGUCUUUUGUACCAGGAAGUUAACCAUCCUAGGAAACAGCAUUUUCUACUUAUUCUGGGAAUGUAAGUGUAGGUUUUGUCCUUUGAGUUUCUGGCAUUGCCCCUUGCAACUGGUCUAGUGAACUGCAUGUUAGACACAGAGAUCAAAUGACUUCAGGGAGCAAUGGCCCUAGAGAUAGAAUAGUAAAGAAUGAUCCUCCAGAGACCCGUGGGUUAUAGAGAACAGUGCCUGGUCAAGAAAGGAAAGGAGCGGGGACUUCAGAAUGAAAUCUCUACCUGGGAGUUCAGGUAGCCAGGCCAUGAGGAUCAGCACAGUGUUCAGGAGGUGGGAGGGAGCUUGAAGAGUUAAAGUGGAAAAGAUACAUGUAGAAGCUAUUUUUAGAUAUGGUUAUAAACUCAUGAGCAGUUCUACCUAGAGAAGU